Molecule: messenger RNA, 926 nt
Organism: Lingula anatina
Lineage: Eukaryota; Metazoa; Brachiopoda; Lingulata; Lingulida; Lingulidae
Product: autophagy protein 12-like
Biological process (GO): autophagosome maturation; protein lipidation involved in autophagosome assembly; piecemeal microautophagy of the nucleus
Cellular component (GO): cytoplasm; autophagosome membrane; phagophore assembly site membrane
Molecular function (GO): Atg8-family ligase activity
Source: RefSeq, a predicted model, not a curated record
UACAUCGAUGUUCAAUUAUUUCCAUUCAAAUGUUAAGGAUGUGAAUUCACUGUGAAGAUUCACAGUUUUUAACAGUUCAGCUUUUAAACGAGGGUUUAGGUUAGUGUUUAGAGAAAAGAGAUUUUAUUAGAUAAAAUUAAACUCCAGUAUGGAAUGAAUAUUACGAGCGUUGUUAUAUGAACAAACAUAGGAUAUUCAAUGUAUAAUUAUGUCGGACGAGGGUGGAAGUGAAAGUGCAGACCUGCAAGGUGGCUACGCAGUAACGUUAGAGGACCAAUCUACCCAGCUUUCUCCUGUGUCUGAGCCUGCGAAUUCUCCUCCAUCCAGUGGCACGGCAAGCCCAGCAAUAAAGCUUAAAAGUGGGAAAGUGGAUGUUUUGCUAAAAGCAACUGGUGAUGCACCAAUAAUGAAAAAGAAGAAGUGGGCAGUUGACCCAAGCAAGAAAAUUGGAUGGAUUAUUGAAUUUAUUAAGAAGUACAUAAAAGCGGAACCCUCAGAAUCUGUGUUCCUCUAUGUGAAUCAAUCAUUCGCUCCAGCACCUGAUGUUGAAGUUGGCACAGUAUAUGAUUGUUUUGGGAGUGAUGGGAAGCUAGUACUUCACUACUGCAGGACUCAAGCCUGGGGAUAGCUGUAAAAAUGGAAAGGUUCAAGAUGCAACUUCCAAAAUACAUGGAUAAUUCUAUACCUUUUUUUUAUUAUAAAAGAAGAACUUAACAAAUUGGUUUUAAAGCUGUGGGCAAACACUCCACACAUAAGUUGGUGUGCUACUUAAUUUAUUGGUAUAUAUUUGUAGAUAUGUAAAUCAUGAAUGAUAAAAAUGUACACCAACUGUUGUAAUUGUCAAACAGUUUUAUUUACAAAGAAAGAGUUAAGUACAUACAACCACAAUAAUUCUCACAUUAAAAAAAUAAAAAUGCAUAAAUUUA